Molecule: messenger RNA, 660 nt
Organism: Cetraspora pellucida
Lineage: Eukaryota; Fungi; Glomeromycota; Glomeromycetes; Diversisporales; Gigasporaceae
Source: the annotation of a GenBank genome assembly
AUGGCCUCACAAAAUAACGCAAAUUCUUCAAUCCCUGAUCAAACCACACCGAAUCACACUGUUCCCCCGAUAAAUUUUGGCAAAUUCGAAUUCUUACUUUCAAAAUUGACUGAUGAAGAAUUGCAAAUAAUAUUAAAUCCACCUCUACGCCUUGUUCUAACAGUUGAAGAGCUUUUCGGUCCUGCAAAAAGACCUUCAAAAAAUCCCAAUCCACCUCGUUCUUUAAAUGCAUACUUCCUUUGGAGAAGAAACUAUGAUGCAUCACAACCUCACAAGAAUUGUACACAACGUUCAAAAUAUUCCAGUGUUAUGUGGAAGAGAUCAGACGAUAGAAUAAAACGUUUUUUUAAAAUUUUAUCAGAACUUCAUAAGAUCUAUCAUGGACUGAAAUAUCCACAAUAUAAAUAUCAUCCAAGGAGAAAUACACAUUCUAAAGCUAAAGAGAGAUUGAACCUUACACCUCUUGACUAUGAUAAUGAAGUCCAGGAGAACUCAACGACAAAUUUUGAUCUAGAAGACUCUCAUAUUGAUAUAAAGAAUGGCCUUGAAGUCUCAGAAAAUAUAGAUAAAAAUAUAGAAGGUAUAAAUAUAAAAGAAGUUUCAAAUCAAAAUGUAGAAACUGUAAUAGAAGAUAUAGAAGAUCUAGAUACAAUUUAUUCU